This is a messenger RNA of Cladocopium goreaui, 1896 nucleotides long. Lineage: Eukaryota; Dinophyceae; Suessiales; Symbiodiniaceae. The record is from the annotation of a GenBank genome assembly.
AUGUCUGAACAACCAGAGGAAGUUGAACCUGAACGCACUCCGGAAAAUUCCUUGGACAUAGAUGCCUUGUGGCAGAAGGCCGAGUUGACUUUGAAGGAGGAGCGUGCCAAACAGACCUCCAACGCCUGGAGUUCCUACCGGGGACUGAGCUCCAGAUCUGCCCCGUUGCGGGCCCCGUUGAGGGGUCCCAGCCAUGGAGCUCCGAGGGACGAGUGCUUGGAGGAGGAGUGUGCCACACAGACCUCCAACGCCUGGAGUUCCUACCGGGGACUGAGCUCCAGAUCUGCCCCGUUGCGGGCCCCGUUGAGGGGUCCCAGCCAUGGAGCUCCGAGGGACGAUUCCUUGGAGGAUCUCUGGAAGGAAGCGGAGUUGGAGAUCCACCGCCGGAGGGCCAUGGCCCAAAAGGGGAAGGGUUUUCGAGUCUAUGACAUCUCGGAUGGGAAAGGCAAGGGAUCCAAAGGAUCCAAAGGAUCUAAGGGAUCCAAAGGAUAUCAGGAGAUGCCAAGGGUCUAUCCCAGUAAGUCGGCGGAGAACUCCUGGAAAGAUACGCUACAGAAGCAGGGUCGAUGUUGGAAGAUUUUGCUGAGCAGGAGACAGAUCGAUGAUCGCAUUUUGAUGCAUUGGUGUAAAUGGGCCCAGAGCCAUUUGGAGCGUUUGCCACCCAAGGCCGUUGUUUCACUGGUUGACUUGUCCUUCAAUCAGAUUUCUGCGGUUGGCUUAGAAGUUUUGCUGCAAACUCUCAGUGACGCCGACGUGCCGGUAGAAGAAAUCAGCCUUCACCACAACGUGUUGAAUGAUGCGGCCGCCAACCAGCUGGCGCAGUAUCUGCAGCGUUCACAGUACACUUUGUAUGAGUUGCACCUGUCGCACAACCAGAUCUCGGAGUUGGGGGCCAGGAGCCUCCUCGAAUCUGCAGUAAAAGCCCUGCAGAGCCCAUCGGAACUGCUUUGUGGGAGCCGACCCACCGUCCGAUAUCCCUGCGAUCGACAGGGUCAACUGGUGCCUUUGUUCCUGCGUUUGAGUAACAAUCGCAUUGGAUUUGGCCGAAGUUCAAAGUGGGUGCAAGACUUUUUGGAGAGCAUGGAACAUGAGUUGUUGACCACCAGGAGACAGGUUUCCCAGACGGUCUCAGACGAUCCCUGGGGAGCCCUGGCGCCUCGAGAAGCCAAACUCUUCUGCGAAGCCUUGGGCGGCUUCGGCUGCCACCAGUCCAGAUGCACUCAGAUGCAUCCGGAGCUUCCGGGUCUUCCCCCUGGCCCUGCGGUGCACCUGCCCAUGUUCGACCAACAAGACGUGCGUCGGGAACUUCGCCAGGGACCCAGGGAGGGCCACCGCGGCUUCGACCGCCGCCAUGGUCGCCCUGGACGGGAGCGGGGCGACAGGCGCCAUGGCCCGAUGGACGGGAGCAGAGUGGUCCCGGCGCUGACGAGAUCGGUGGAGCAGGUAGAUCUCUUAGACUUGGACUGGGAAGCUCCAGCCGUGGCUGAGGCCCCGGACCAAGGCUAUGGAACUGUUACCAAUUCCACCCAUGGGACCAGCGACAAGGGCACGGCCACUUUGCUGGAAGACCUGACGCUGUCGGAAGGUUCUGAGGUGGUUCUACAGGCUGGUAAUGUGGUCAAAGUCUUGUACGAAGGAUCAGAAGACUUGGACGAUGAAGGAUAUCUCUUCGUCUCUAUUCAAGACUGGGAAGGUGAGAAAAUUGCUCAGGCUGCCUUGGCUGUGCAACUUGCGGCAGAACAGGAGCAACUGUUGGAGGCCUUUGCUGAAGCAGCUGCAUCCGGAGAUCCUUCUGCCAUCAAGAAAGCGAGGGACGCGGCCAAGAAGGGUGGCGUGCCAACCAAGGAGAUUGCCCGAGUCUUUGCGCUGGCGCAAGCGCAGAGACCUGCAGAGUGA